CGUGUGUGGCGACUAUUGCCUGCGCAGGUACUCAGUUCUCUAAUUUGUGUCUUUUUUGAAAUGGCGUUAAGUGGUGAAGACCAACGCAGGGUAAUUUCAGAGUUUAUAGAGUGCUAUAAAUCUGAGCCCUGUCUGUGGCGAAUUAAGUGUAAGGAGUACCACGAUCGUGGAAAAAGGGAGGCAGCUUAUAAAAAACUGGUGGAGAAGCUUAAGGAAAUAGACCCUGCCGCUAAUAAAGAUGCAGUCAUAAAGAAAGUUAAUAAUUUAAGAAGCAAUGUUAGAAAAGAAAAGAAGAAAUACGGAGAUUCUAUUAAGUCUGGAGCAUCAGCUGACACAGUGUACCAUCCUAAAUUGUGGUAUUACGAUUUAUUUGACUUUCUCAGUGACCAAGAGACGCCAAGGGAAUCUACAUCGAACUUGGAUCCAGUAGAGGAAAAUUCAUCUGAGAUUUGGUCUACACAAGAAAAUGAAAAUUCACAUAUUGCUGAUGAUCUGAAUUCUACAUCCUGUGAGAGACCGUCUACAACAGACAACGCAGGUUCAUCGACCGAAAAUGAAAAUGUUCCAUGUUCAUCAGGAGAAGGUAACACUUUCAUUGCUCGAUCAAGACCAGGUAAACAAAAGCGGAGCCAAGAUUCCUUGACCAAUGAAGUUUUGACGACUGUACGAGAUCAUUUUAAGCGCCCGUAUCUGCAAGAAGACCGUUUUGACAUUAUCGCGAAAAGUUUUGCGAUUAAACUGAGAGAAUUGGACAAAAGACAGAGCCUAAUCGCAGAAAAACUAAUCAACGAUGUUAUUUUCGAGGCAGAACUUGGCCAUCUUACACUACAACAUAAAUGCGUUAAUAUACAGGAAAUCUCUGACGCAACAAAUCGUAAUGUGCAGCAAUAUCAACCAGCUAUGUUUUCUCGCAAUUCAGUCUCAUAUCCCUCAUCACAUUCAUCCAGUCCUGGUCAUACUAUUACCCCUACAGCCAGUCCUAGUCCCAAUUUUGUGCAAUACAUCCAACCAGAAACAAGUCAAUUACAGCUUAACCCUAAUUACAACUGUCAACGUUCUCAGUCGCAGCAGUUCUCUCAUACCAGUUCCGCACAACAUUGUUCUGGAUAUCAAGAACACCAACAGUCUUCCGAAAAUGUAGUGGUUAUGGAAUCUAGUACAGAAAAUUCUGCUGCUUCUUAUCUUACCAACUUUAAAAGCUUUGAUUAAUGUUAUUUAAAUAAUUAAUACAUUACACAUUAAGAAAUAAUAAUUUG
Anoplophora glabripennis (Asian longhorned beetle) is the source of this 1256-nucleotide messenger RNA. RefSeq lists its product as uncharacterized. The record is from RefSeq and is a predicted model, not a curated record. The transcript has 2 exons. The coding region runs from base 61 to 1209 and encodes 382 amino acids. Lineage: Eukaryota; Metazoa; Arthropoda; Insecta; Coleoptera; Cerambycidae.